Caenorhabditis briggsae is the source of this 498-nucleotide messenger RNA. Gene Ontology annotation, biological process: regulation of DNA-templated transcription. Lineage: Eukaryota; Metazoa; Nematoda; Chromadorea; Rhabditida; Rhabditidae. Bases 1 to 498 code for a protein of 165 amino acids. Gene Ontology annotation, molecular function: DNA-binding transcription factor activity, RNA polymerase II-specific; DNA binding. The transcript is spliced from 3 exons. The record is from RefSeq and is a predicted model, not a curated record.
AUGAAUUCAAAAUCAUUGGUGACACAGAACACGCCGUUUCUGGAGUCACAUUUUGCCAAGCAGCCAAGACCAAGUAAAUUCGAGAUUUGGAAACUGGCUCUACAGACAAGUUUGCCAGAGCACAAAAUCAGAAGUUGGUAUGCUAACCGGAGACGACGACAGAAGGAAUACGAGAUGGGUAAAAGAAAGCAGAGAGCACCGCAACAGGCUGGAUUACCAGUACAAACUGAAGCUUAUUCGGCAAAUAUCUUGUUGGUGAAAGUUUUACUAGCUAUUGUUGGAGAAUUGUUCAGAUCUUCAAACAUACAAGCUGUUCCACAGAUUAUACCUGGUUACUAUCAUCCAUUAGCAAAUUCACAUGCUGCCCAACUGGCUAAUUCUUAUGCUUUCCAACAAACUCAGCAGCCGAUGAUCAAUUCAAACAAUGUGAUAACCAUUCAACCAUCAGCUCGCCUCAUCAAAACAUUUGAUAUUGAUUCACUUCUCUCAAAGAAAUAG